This is a messenger RNA of Pimephales promelas (fathead minnow), 1876 nucleotides long. It is a transcript of the gene derl1, whose product is annotated as derlin 1. The record is from RefSeq and is a predicted model, not a curated record. NCBI's taxonomy places the organism in Eukaryota, Metazoa, Chordata, Actinopteri, Cypriniformes, Leuciscidae.
AGGACACGUCUGUGCGCGGCCACGUCAUGUAAACUAAACGGGAAAGGAGUUGCGUACACCAGGGUAACCAAAAUAGAAAAAGACUGAAACAGCAUUUCUGCGUUGUGAUCACAGUUUCGUUUGUUGCUCCUGCUCUUUUUCCAAACUUGCAUCGGCGGAGAACCGACAGAGAAUCUACAGGGUCUUAAAUCAUAUGGCAAGAUGUCAGAUAUCGGGGACUGGUUUAAAAACAUCCCGUUCAUCACCCGUUACUGGUUUGCUGGCUCAAUUGCUGUGCCGCUAAUAGGAAAGCUGGGAUUAAUCAGUCCUAUGUAUCUUGUGUUAUGGCCGGAGGCAUUCUUACAUAAAUUCCAGAUAUGGAGACCAUUAUCUGCAACGUUGUAUUUCCCAGUUGGCCCAGGGACUGGUUUUCUCUACUUGGUUAAUUUGUAUUUUCUCUACCAGUACUCCACAAGGCUUGAAACAGGAGCUUUUGAUGGAAGACCAGCAGACUACAUGUUCAUGCUGCUUUUCAACUGGCUUUGCAUUGUUAUAACAGGCUUAAUGAUGGACAUGCAGCUCCUGAUGAUCCCUUUGAUCAUGUCUGUUCUGUAUGUCUGGGCUCAGCUAAAUCGCGACACGAUUGUAUCUUUCUGGUUCGGGACCAGAUUCAAGGCUUGUUAUCUCCCUUGGGUAAUUCUGGGAUUCAACUAUAUCAUUGGUGGCUCUGUUGUCAAUGAGCUGAUUGGGAACUUGGUUGGCCACCUUUACUUCUUUCUGAUGUUCAAAUACCCCAUGGACCUGGGUGGCAGGUCCUUCUUGUCCACCCCACAGUUCCUAUACCAGAUGUUCCCAAAUCGACGAGGAGGGGUGUCUGGAUUCGGCGUUCCUCCGAGCAGGAGACCUGUACCCCAAGAGCAGGCAGGAGGAGGAGGAGGCGGCGGCGGUGGUGGGCGCCAUAACUGGGGUCAAGGCUUUCGUCUGGGGGACGACUAAAGCCUUUGACUCUGGCAUUAAUGGAUAAAUACAGAAACUUCUACCAUCAAUGCUGCAGAAUAUGGAUUUUAUGUUUUGGGGUUCAUUUCUGUUCUUUUCUUCUGACCUGCAAAGGAAAAGUGACAGGGGCUCUGUCCCAGCGUUACAAUGUCCUCUUAUUCUUGAUGUCACAUCACACUGUUAUUGAGUUUCACAGUGUGUACAGAAACUCUGCAAAAAUAUGUGCGGUAGCAGAGUUGGUGUAAUUGUAGGAAAUUCAGGGGACUUUGAUUUUGUUUCCCAUAUUAUGACCACAUCAUUCAACGUAUGCAGGCUUCAUGUUACUUGCUAACAGUCAAAUGUAGCCGAUUAAUUUCUGUAUGAAAUGGUCGGUGUCGAUUGUCUGUUAGCGUGAUUGUUUAGGAAUGGACAUAGAUUUUAUAUCGAAAAUGCUUUUUUGUUUUUUAAUCACCUCGUUUGUCUAAAUUGUAAUAUUGCUUAUGUUUGGUAUUUGUCAGUUAACUGAAUUACCAAUCAGAAUCUAAACAUGCAGAUGAAAGUGCUGUGCAUAUUUCAGUCUGUUUGUUAGAUGCCAGCCUUGAGUUGAUUAUCAAUCAAUCCAUUUACAGUAAAACUGCCAUCCAAGCAUUUUUCAAAUUACAGAUGAUCAAACUAAGAUAUCCUGUGUUACACUUGCAGUCUGACUAGCAAACAGAAUUUUUUAUUUGUAGUAUGCAUUGUACACAUAUUGUUUAAUAUUAUAUAUGUCCCUCAACACAUUGUUUUGAUUAAGGUGCUUUACAAAAUCCAGACACCUUUGUGUGCAUAUGGUAUAUAAUAGUGUGCUACAGUCACAUUAAAAUUAUACAUGGUGAUUUUGCCAAAAUCCUUGUCAAAUAAAAUUUACUACUGUUCUAAUCUA